Messenger RNA from Caenorhabditis elegans, 565 nucleotides. RefSeq lists its product as uncharacterized. Bases 69 to 353 code for a protein of 94 amino acids. The record is from RefSeq and is marked reviewed. The transcript is spliced from 2 exons. Lineage: Eukaryota; Metazoa; Nematoda; Chromadorea; Rhabditida; Rhabditidae.
AUUCUGUCUUCAAUGUCGCGUUGUGUAUGGUGACUUUCUUCUAUUUUUUCUGAUUAUUUUAACAUUUUAUGGACAAUCUUCGUAUCGAUUUUUUGAGAAAUGAACCAGUAAAAAUGUCGUACAUCGAUACUUCCCUGGUGGAGCCACUAAAAAAAUUGGAAAUAAAUCUACCAACUGGCAACAAUAAUGGGUACACUUUGAUCAAGCUGUGCAGAACGGCUUACCCGCCUACGAUCCUGCGAGACCGGCAUUUCUCAACACUUGUUGCAAGGUACAAGACGGACGAAGAGUUCAAAAACGAAGCAACUUUUGUGGAGAAGGUGUUAAACGACAAGAUCGAGCAAGAAGCGUGAAUUCUUGAAAAUGCAUGGACCAGCAGUGGAAAGACGAGACGUUGAUAUACCAGACUUCUGCUCCCCAUUGAUCUGAUUUGUAAUUUUGUAUUUUUGGUGUCUGAUUUUCACAAUUAAUAAUUGUGAUAAAUUUAAUUUAAUUUAAUCAGAAUUUUCACCUUUUUUAUCUAUUUAUCAUCUUUAAAAAACAGAAUAUGAACCCAAAUAUGAAA